Molecule: messenger RNA, 10773 nt
Organism: Varroa destructor (honeybee mite)
Lineage: Eukaryota; Metazoa; Arthropoda; Arachnida; Mesostigmata; Varroidae
Product: protein vav-like
Biological process (GO): intracellular signal transduction; cell migration; regulation of GTPase activity
Cellular component (GO): cytoplasm
Molecular function (GO): protein binding; guanyl-nucleotide exchange factor activity
Source: RefSeq, a predicted model, not a curated record
UCUCUAGCUGUAUUCGUUGCUCGUUUCGCUUAGUGCUGUCUUCUGCGAAGAUAAGUGCAACUGGCUGUCGUGGAUCAUUCCAGUAAUACGCAGGCGAUCAGUAGCUAUGCUGGACGAGGGCCAAGGAAACGUCACUGGAGCAGGCUAGUCACACUGGCAUUGUUGUUUUGUUUGCGGAAAAGCAGUGCGAGUGGCUUUGCGGUCCACAGCAAACUGGUGACGAGCUUUACGGGAACAGCAACAGCAGUAAAAGUAGCGCCAAAUAAUCUAUGCUGCAAAUACUGCAACAACAAUUCAUUACUUUUGCGACUAUGUAAAUUUCUAUACAAGUUAGACCUCUAUCGGUACAGCAUAAGCUGUGUUCGUAAUGCGGUUUGUGUACCAAAGCGCUAGCAGCAGCUCAAGUGACAUCGUAAGUAGUGGAUUACACAGGCGUAUGUCGGUGUCAUAAAAGAUACGGAACAAGCAGUUUCGAGUUCGCCUUCUCAUUUCUGCGGCCUUCCGUUGAAACGACUGGAGUUCAGGCUGCCGCCUAUUACUACCGAGAAGGUGCCUGGGCAGGCGUGCGCCAAGGUUUGCCUCUCCUGUUUUCAGCCUGUUUCGUCUGGUUGUAUUGUAAAUACUUCACAGACGAUCAUGAUACAUAGAAGAAGUGUUGGCUAGCAGCAGAGUGGAGAGUGUCAAUAGGGUAGCAGAGUGCACAAACUACGCCACCAGCCAAUCAAGCCUAGAGAGAGAGCGGGGAACAACAAAACAAGCGCAGAGUUUGUUGAGGGCGUCAGUUGAUGCUGCUGCCGCUACUGCUCCCGCCGUCGCCGCGAGCGCCGCUGUCCUCCUCCGGAUCGCCACUGGUUGUAGCGCCUGGAUUGCAAUGUCAAUAAUCAGCCUAAAAUGAUGUCAUGUUAAUUUCUCACAUAUAAUGGAAGAGGCAGUCGACCGACGAAAGGAAACAGAGCGGGCGCAAAGUGAGGACCUGGCGCUAAAUGUGAACUAAUCUAGAAGUAUAGCAUGAAUACCAUCGGAGAGUGAAUCCUCAAUCCUGGAAUCCAAUCAACCAUUGCGGCGAUCUCGUGCGUAUGGUGCGCACAUCAAUGGCUACGCUAAUUUGUGUUUUGCAAAUGUUUUGCUAACAGGAACAACAGCUUUCAGCUGAUAGCAGUUGCCGAGUGUCGUGCAUUGACUGGCGCGUAGAUGCAAGAAAACAGUCAGCUAUGCCGUAAGGAAAUUUCAGCAUUCGUAAAAAGAGGGCGUUGGUUAUUGAAUUCUGAUACCGCCUGCCGCCAGCUAAAUGGCUGGCACUUCGUCGAGUUUCUCAAUCUAAGGUGUGUUAUCGUUCUCGUGGAGGGCAAAACAGGUGUCAUGAGAGAGAAGUCGGUGCCGAACAACUGGAACAAGUGGGAUUGUAAUUCGACAAUUUUGCAAGGCAUCUUUGUUCGAUCCAUGUUUAAUACGUUCUUUUCUAUUGCGUUUGUUAUCGCUGUUACUGUUGCUUAGAUAUUCCUUUCACCGACUCAUGGAUUCAUCUCUGUUAUCAAGAACUCAACGAUCAGUUUGAGUAGAAGGAUGUAGUAGCAACGCAUGCCUCAUCACGGUAUUGAAACGUUUCGAAGGUUAAGGUGCCACAACUAGCAAACGCUGCCGUAUAGGAUACUGAGUGGAGGAUCCCGAGCUAAGGUCCUAAGGUAACGGAAGGACCAACAGGAUAGGUAGGAUGUCCGCUGCGGUGAUGACAACCGAAGCUGCCGGAAGCGCCACUCCACCAGUGGCAGUUGAUACUGGCGGAGACGAUACGCUUUGGCGGGAGGCGGUUCGGUGGCUCGUGGACUUGGACAUGCUGCCGAAAGAUCAUAUAGUCAUGGCACCCGAUGCCGGAGUGGAACAUCUGGCGUAUACACUUCGCGAUGGGGUCGUGUUGUGCAAUCUCGCUCUACAGUUGCAACCAGGCUGCAUUGACCACAAGGACAUGUCUCAGCGGCCACAAAAGUCACAGUUUCUUUGUAAUAAAAACAUUCGAGCAUUCCUACAGGCGUUAUCCACGAGCUUCGAUCUGAAGUCGCCAUCAGACCUGUUUGAGCCCGAGAUGUUAUUCGAAUACACGGAUUUCAAACGCGUCCUUCACACACUCGCGGCCAUGUCCAAUUCUCCUCCGGCUUUAAAAUCUGGAGUUAUUGGAUUUAAGGCCCCGAAGGGAAUUGGUAACAGCGACUAUUAUAAUCAAAGCAUGUUUCUUAAUGAAACGGCAACACCAAAUGGUACAUCAUUUGACAACAAUGGGCGUUGUAACAUGAAUGGUGAGCUAACUGGUGGACCAAGGAGUCCACGUAUUACCGAGGCAGAAGAGAUCUAUCACAAAAUCUGCGUUGUACCGAGGAGCGCGCCGAAACCUAAGACGGUUCCUUUGGAAAAGCGUGACCUAUGUAUACAGGAGCUUCUCGAAACUGAAAAAAAUUAUAUCCAAGCCCUACAGAUGAUUCGGAAAAAAUUUCAACAGCCGCUGGAACCUGUACUACGAGAAGAUGCUGAGAUAAUUUUCAAACACAUUCGAGGGCUCAGCGAGGUGCACACAGGCCUUCUGUCAGACCUGCACGUAGCUAAUCAGGUACCGAACGGCCGCAUCUCGGAGUGCUUUCUACGGUGGAAAAACUCACUCAUCGUAUACGGGGAUUAUUGUUCUAAUUACCCGCGAGCUCAGCAGCUUCUCCAGGAACUACAAUCGAAGAAUGACACCGUCGCUCAGGCCAUAGACAAGUGCCAGAGAGAGACAAACGAUGGUCGCUACCAAUUGAAUACUCUCCUAUGUGUACCCAUUCAACGUGUUCUAAAAUACCAUUUGCUUCUGAAGGAGCUAGUAAAAAAUACACUUCCCCAACAUGAUGAUUACCUCGGACUGGAGAAAGCGCUUGAAGCCAUGCUCGACCUAUCUGCGUACAUCAACGAAGUAAAACGAGACUCAGAGAUGCUUCAGAUCAUAGGGGAUAUCCAGAGUUCCAUUACCGACUACCAUCUACCAAGAAACGUGCAGCUAAGGGAUCAUGGCCGUCUCCUCAAAGAUGGUGAAGUAAAGGUGAAAAGCCAUAGAGACCAAGGAGUCAAAAAUCGUUAUGUGUUCGUAUUCGACCGAGUUCUACUCCUUUGUAAAGCCACAAAGAUGGUGGACAAAUGGCUUGGGGGUGACCAGUAUGUGUACAAGGAGUCAAUCCCUCUAGGUUCGUACCGGCUGGAAGACUAUCAGCCGCUAGGUGGACUUGGUGGGGGUGCAGGUGGCGCCAGCUCGGGAGUAGCGUCCUCGGCUUUAGUUCCGGCGAAAUCGUGGCAACAUCAGUUUCUACUUGUACAUCACGACCAGAAAACGGCGUUCACAAUAGCUACGAAGACGCUUGAUGAUAAGCUUAAAUGGAUAGAGGCUAUCCAAAAAGCACUGGACAAUCUCGACCCUCCAGCAGCGGCUCAAACAGACCAUGAGCGUUUGGAUAUGAAAACAUUUGCUGCACCCAUGUAUUGUCAUCAAUGCAAUAAACUUAUGAAAGGGAUCUUCUAUCAGGGAUACCAAUGCACUAGAUGUCAAAGAAUCCUCCACAGAGAAUGCAUCUCACAGUCAAGGCCAUGUCACCUACAAAGUCCAACUUCCGUUACGCCCGUUCCACUAUCCCGGUCAGCACCAAGUAUCGGGCAAGCUUGUGCAUGCCGAUCUUAUAAUGGCGGAAACAACGAGGACCAUCUGACCUUCGAAACGGGUGAUAUCAUUCAAAUCACUCGCAAAUUAAGCGUCGUCCUUUGGGAAGGGCGGAUAGGCAAUCGUGCAGGGUUUUUUCCUGCACAGCACGUCGAAGAGAUUUCCUCGCUGAACCUAGAGGAGUAUCCCUGGUUCGCCGGCAAUAUGAGUCGCGACAGAGCAGAGGCUACCUUGGAAUCAUGUCCUGAGGGCACUUACCUUGUGCGAAUUUCAAAUAAGCAACUUUCUGGUCAGCUGAGCCAACUGGGUCCUCAGCCUGGUUUCGCUAUCUCGUUAAAAGUUCGCGGUGCCGUAAAGCACAUGCGAGUGUGUAGUUUUGUUAGUGAGGUGUUGGUGCCGGACGCAAGCCCUCCUCCUCCUGGGGCGGGCGCUAAUACCGGCGAAUGGCUGUAUCUUUGCAAGAAGAAGCUGUUUCGCUCCAUUCUGGAUCUUGUAUCCUGGUAUCAGGAACAUUCGCUGGCCGAAAGUUUUGCGGGGCUCAACGAGACUCUGCGGACGCCGUACAAACGCGUAUCGAACGCUGUCGGACCGCCAGUUAUUUCUUAUGCUCUUGUGGUUCAUGAUUUCGAACCCAGCCACACAACAGCCGGGGAUCAAAAUAGAGCGCAGUUUCUACCGCUUACAAAAGGUGAGCGGGUAGCAAUCUUGUCAAAGGAAGGAGAUGAGCGCGGUUGGUGGAAGGGCCAUCUUAACAAUAACUUCGGCUUCUUUCCUAAGACCUACGUGCAGGAAAUUCAGCAACAGGACAACAAUCAUUAAGCUAUUCGACAAAGAAGGACCCGUUUUCAGAAUGCAACAUCUGAAAAUCUCAUUACAUGAAAAAAGCAUUAUUGAAAUGUCCGUAUACAAACGAAACGCAAGACAAACAAUAGGACCGCUGCAUCACAUACUGUGUGGUAAAGGAUAGUUUGCGUCGACCAGCAAGCAAAUGCGCUCUUAAAAGAUGGAGAGUAUUGCUUUUGCAAAACAGUUAGAACCAAUACACUGCUCCUAAAGCUUUAGGAAGCGCAUCCAGUCGAAGAUGUGCGUCUUAAGAAUUAGCUUAUGCACGAUUAGACAUACAAGUAUUUAACGAUGAUUCUACGUUCGCCACGCUAUUGCGGCGUCGGCCACUCAUCGCAGACGUGCGGUCUGUCAGUGGAAGUUCUCGCGGUGGAACGAAGUACAUAUGAAUCGACGACGCAGACUAAAGCCUCAACUCGGUAGCCGGCUGUAGCAAGGAGGCACGUGCCUAAUAUGUUCAUAAUUUUUUAUAGGCACCAACAUUAUUAUUACUAUUAUUCUAGUUAAGCAUGUCCUAAUAUGUCGUACGCAUAGUCAAGUCAUGGCAAAGCUUACAGCCGUUGCGUAUUUGUAGAUAAACACCAUUAUUAUGUGUUAUUAUUAUUCGUAUCGGUCACAAAGGUAAUGACUGUCUAGCCAUGCUCUGUCGGGAUGUCUAUCUGCGUAUCUAUGUACAUUUAUUUAAACAUUCUGAGGCCAUUAUUCGGAGCAGUUAAGUGCAACCAUCUGGCGGCGGUCCGUUAAGGACUUGCGGAAGUAACGCAGGCGUCUAGAGAUUGCAUAGCAAUUGCCUUUGCUCAUAAUGGGCUCUGUGACAGACUGUUGAGAAGAGUGCGUCACAAAGAAGUCGAAUUUUUCUAGUUUUGGAACAGUCGCAGAAAAAACUACUUGUCGCAGAAGUUGUAGAAUUAGCAAGUGUAAAGGUCUUUGGGCAUAAUUGAACGCGCAAUCGUAUGCAACCAUUUUGGACCGCCUGCUUUGCCUGAAUUAAAGGCUAGACAGGUGAAUCAACUUCUACACAUUUCUUAAGUAAUUUUGAAAGUUCGUAUUGUGACGUAAUACUCUGCCGUGUGUAAGCUAUCGAUUCAACCUGUACAUGACGUCAGGACUGCAUUCAUCCAAACGCAUAGACGGGCUUUGAGAUAGGCAGCUAUAACGACCGAAAAUUCACUCAAGCGUCACAGUCGUUGCAGAAAGUAUUGCGUGCUCAAGUAAACUUAGUGAAAUUAUAGCAUCCUCACGCAAGACAAUGAAGUCAGUAACUAAUUUAUGCUUAAAUCCUUGGAAUGGAGAAAGCAAUAGCAGUUGCAGGAAGUAUAUCCUUACAUGAUGCAUAAAGUUUCUGAUAUUUUUUGACCAGGCUGAGCCUAAAACAAAUAUUCUAACAGCGCUUGCAUCUAACCUAAAAAGUGCCACCUUCGACGUAUCUGUAUAUAAAAAGGAUUCCGUUUACUAUUGAAUUGAAAACAAAAGAGUAUUCUGCACUACUGCUCGUGGCUGUCGUAUUAUUUAUUGUUUUCCUUUCAACGUUCAUUUGCAUAAAAGUUGUUCCUAUUUUCAAUUGUUGAACAACACGUUUCCUUAUAAACUAACUGCAGCUCCAUAAAAGGGAAUGCAUUUUCAAGAAGACCCUUUCUGGACAUGACCCAGUUACGAAUACAUCUGCAAGGCUUUAGAAUCCGCUCAUAAUGAUCGAUUAUCUCUCGUCCAAUCAAUAACACAAUGGAUGAACUAAGCAGUGCCUCGAAUCCUUCCUUACGGCCCCCAUCGUAUUGCUUUACAACGAUAAUUGUUAGCCACGAAACCGGGUUUCUAUGUUUUCAAACGCCGUGAAAGAUCGGUCCUCAAGAGAUUUCCGAAUUCGGAACGUCAUAGUUUCAUUCAUAUAAACUAUACGCGAUGGAGGGUUUUUUUACUUACGUACCCAUUAGCAAAUGGCAGACACUUGGCCCCUCGUUCCUUACGAAUUCAAUAAGUUUACUGUUCCUUCGCUGAUUAACGAAUACAGUGAUGUUGAGAUUAAUUAUGUACGUGCAAAUGUAUGCAAUAGUAGCGUGUGUACUGGAACUGGGAUACGAAACCAGCUGAGACCUACGAAAUCGUCGCCAUCGAACAAGUCUUUUGCUAAAUUCUAAAUGCUCCCUGUUAUCCGUAAUGAAUAGUAGCUUUCAUUCCGUAUUUCAACCGGGAAGCAUGGAUAUCAUUUGGACAGGUAGUCUAUUUCUGUGAACAUAUUAUAGCUCCGGCAUGAUUAUAAUAGCAAUGGCGACCGUUAACAUCGUUUCCGUAAUAUACAUUUGGAUGAACUUCAGAAGCCACGCGAGGCUUAUAUAUGCAUUCACUGUUCACGCUAAACUAAUCAAGGUGCCCUCGUCUUGCGCAUCGGUUGACAGGAAUGGCAAAAUUACAUAGAGGAUUAUAAAAUAAAAUGUGUGAAUAUUAUUUAAUGCAUCUGUUUGCGUUUAUGAGCGCUAAAUUAUAUUAUUUAUUAUCAUUUAGACGUCUAGAAUGCAGAUAGAUAUGCAUUCUAGAUAUUUGAAUGCCGUGUCGACGGCAACAUUGCGAAGCUCACGAGUUAUUUCGUGAUGACCAAUGAGGCCGCUAGCAAAGGGAGAUUUCAGUAAUAUUAGUAAAGAAGAAACGGCUGACUCGUAAAAGCUAUCUCUGGUGCUGAUGAGAUACUUUCGACAAAACUCAGAAUGUUACACGCAUGAGUUCAAUCGCCUAAUUGUUCUUCUUUACAUGAAACAGCUAGGCAUAUCUUCACAGUCUCAAUCUCUCUGAAUAUAUCAUCUUCGUGUAGGGUGUUGCCAUGGGUAAAUGGCAGAUUUUAAAAAUUGUGUUUAAAAGUGAGUGUGUACUCAAAGUGAACAGUCAGAAAGUACAUAAGGCCUGAGUUGAUUAUAUAGGACGCAUCGGGCUUACGCUGCUGAAGGACGGUAACAUAGGCCUAGAAAGGAAGUAGCAUACUGGUAGCGCUAGAUCUCUUUUCACUGAAAGCUACGCUAGCAAAGUUGCGGCAUUCAACAAGCUGGACAAACCGACGCAAUUGAGAAGCUUUCGGAUGCAUAGUUAGCUUGGCCAAUACGGCCCUUUUUCGCAUAUAUGUCCGAAUGGUAUGUCUAGACAAGCUGCCUCAACGACAAAACAAUUCACUAACCGUUGUUAUUGGAGCUGUAUACUUUCGUUUCGUAACCAUUGCAUGUACUAUCGUAUUUCGUUGUGUUUCAUUGGUCAGCUGUCAACGGAAACUUCUACGUAACUUGACUCUGUGAUUAAUCAAGUAGCGUUUUUCAAAGUUCAGAAUAAUUAUAUCACUUUGUAUGGAAAAGAUUAUCGCGAAAUAUGCUCCUAUUGAAUUGUUCGAGUGACUUGUUCAAUAGCAACAUAUGAAAGGGCCAUAUUUUAACCACAUUUGGUACGGCAGCGAGAUGAAAGAAAAAAUAUCAAGAUAAGAGCAAUAAGUUUCAUAACGAACUUGGCUCAAAAUGGUCGUGGUCAACUUCGCAGCUGACCAAUUCGUAUCGCCUGCUCAAUAGCGAGUGCCAUCUUUGAACUUCGGAUGCCUGUAAAGCUGACAAACAGUUUAACUGACAUCUACGUUUCCUUAAAUUGAGGCAGAAAAUCUUAGGUCUCUUCGGAGGCCCAUGCAGUUAGACAAGCCGGCUGUGUGUCUGUGCGUGUGUUAAACGUUUGCGUCGGUAUUUAUGAUUAGGAACGUUUUCGUAAUCAAGAAGAGGCGACAGUAUGGUUCAGGCAGGAGCAGACAAGAUUGACUAGCGACAAAGAAAAGCUAUAGUAAGAUAUAACGACGGUUUUAUAUGGUGUCAGACGUACACAAAAGACUCUUGAAGACUGUGUAGUAAUCCCAUACAACACCGCUACCCAUGUAAUCUCUAUUCUUUUUACUACUACCGUGCCGCAGCGAUAGAUAACUGAAGAUGGAUUUUUCUAGGUUCUGUCGAGGCAUUUAGUGAUGAUCGACUGGUCUGUUUUAACGCUACAAUCGGGUUCCACACUGAAUAGACAAAGGAAAACGUAGACAAUUUAUUCUUCGGUUCCGGCAACUGAACUCGACUUGCCUAGUAGAAACGUCGGGUGCCCAACAGCAGAGUAGUACGACCUAGGUGCAAUAAAAAAAAUUUUAUUUCAUAAUUUUGGCCCUGAGUUACAACCCACGCCACUUCAGCUGAGCCGUAAAGUAUGCGAAACGACGGUAAUAAAAUAUUUAUUAUACACCGAUGCUAAGUAUAUAUCGCUGCGAUAAUAAGUGCAUAUUGCGGGCGUACGCGGGGUACCACAACAAUGACACAAGACAAAAACUAUUAGUUCAGGUUUGCAUUGGGAACCUCGCUAUACAGGCGUGAUUGAUCCUGGCAAUAAACGCGCUGGAGAUACGUUGCUCCACGAAUCAAUAUAACCAAUCACGAAGCUGUUUGAGUUCUGUGAUUGGUUAUAUUGAUUUAACCUAAAAGUGUAGCGAAAGGGAAGCUGGGAAAGUUUACUUCACAGUCGAGUCGAGUGAUGUCAUGUUUGUGCCAAGAAAUAUGUAUAUGCUCCUUUGAAAUUAUAGCUUUUCGCAAAAUAUCAGUCUCCCCCGUCCCGAUCUCUCUCCCGUUUCUCUCUCUAAGCAACAAUAGGAAAUAUUUCUCGUUUAGAAAUGAUGCGUUGAAAAGGACUCUUAUUCCGUCAUCCUACAAAUACGCAUUGGCACAUUUUUAGCGGGUUGGUUACAGUAGAAAAGAGGGACUACAGCUCACCCACCGUAAGUGAAUUGACGCACAUAGCAAUGCUGAAUAUAAGACAAACGACAAUAUCAACCAGUUCUUACGUUUAAUAACAAUAUCAUAACCUAGUUUGAUAAUGUUAAUUCAAUGAUCUGCGCAAGCGCCAUUAAUAACAAUACAUUAUUAUGUGUGUGUGCCAUUGUCAAUGUUUGUCUAUAUUUGUACAUUACAUGAGGUCGACUCUGAGGUACAGAUCUUGUUGUUGUUGUUAUUAUUAUUGUUAUUAUUACAGUGUGAUCCGUGUUUUUCAAGGCGAUAGUUAUCAGCGGAAUGUUCAUUUACGCUUUCUGUUAGCGCAGAAAAAUACAAUAAUAGAAAUAAACGAAAAUUAGUUGAACGUCUAUCUGCUCAUAAUAACAGGAAAUAAUUAAGGCUCUCGAAUACGAUAGCAGAGGUAGGGCUGCGUUCAAUGGCAAACUGUUCGAGUUUCAGCGAUACCACCUCUCUAUGUGUAUCUCCGAUGAGUAAUUGUUACGCAACCCUUAUCACAUGUAGAGAUUUCCGUAUAUGAAACAUAGUGGACCGAGGUUGAGAAGCCAACCAAUGCAUGCUUAUACAAAAACUAACUCACACGUUAUAAUGCAGGCCCUUGAAUGUACAGAUUCAAGACGAGAAUACAGUGUGAUGGAACAUUUACAAAAUAACAUAAGUGAUGAUGGAAACGAUAGCGACAUGACCCUAGCGCUGUUAGGUCGUUGAAUGGUAAUCGUACAUGCAACGAGUCCGUGGCCUUAUGGAUUUAUUGCAAGCUCAACCUCGCAAAAUUAUAUGCCACCUGGCGGUUUGAUAUGAUGUAAACUGUGACUUAUAUCUAAUAGGAGCAUGUAAUUCCUAAACACUAUAUACAAGCCUUUGUCUUCGCCCAGACGCGUCGCGGGGGUGUAGUCACAGUGAUGCCGGCCCACGCUCGCCAGGAGAACAACGAUCGCAAUUGCGACAGCGGAACAAGUAAUUGAAGUAGACAGUAAUAACAAACGGUAACAAUAUAAAAAAAAAAAUGGGAAUAUUUUCAAUCAAUUGAGUAAAAUCUGGAUCAUAAACUCAAGUGGCUUGUCAAAUGAAAAACCAUAUACGCCAUGUAAAUGCCAUGAAUAAUGUCAAUCUGAGCUAUUAAAUACAAGUUAAGCGAUUAUAGUGUGAAAGAGGCGCCAUAUAGGAAUUUGAAAUGGAUAGGUGAACGCGUGAGGGACAAGUUAGGGGGGAUGCACAGUCGUCGACCCUCAAUAAAAACAAGAUGCACGUAGGCUUAUGUACUCUGGUAGUUGCACAAUGAGUAUCAUGUUUGUAUCUCCGUUGAUAUAUACCUAAAUAAAUACAGGCGAAUUAGUAGACCAGCGUAACUCCAGACUGAGAGCAGCUUUACAGGGCGCGAAGACCUUAUAGGCAAAAACACGGACCUUAAUAACAUUGAACUCUAACGAUCAAAUGAUAUUGCUGCGUCAAACUAAUAAAGAGAAUAACACUAUGAAA